Molecule: messenger RNA, 852 nt
Organism: Mercenaria mercenaria
Lineage: Eukaryota; Metazoa; Mollusca; Bivalvia; Venerida; Veneridae
Exons: 1
Coding region: 1-852 (283 amino acids)
Source: RefSeq, a predicted model, not a curated record
AUGAGUCUGCCGUUAUUUCCGUCGUUUGACUACGAUGCAGACAAAUCAAAUGCCGGGCCCCGUUGGGAAAAAUGGGUCGGUCGUCUGGAGAACCUCCUAGUUGGCAUGGCAAUCACCAACGAUGGAAGGAAACGUGCUUUACUCCUUCACUAUGCUGGGGAGAGGGUCUACGACAUCUACGAUGCCGAAAAGGGUACAUCAGAGGAAACGUUCGAAGCAACAAAAACGGUGCUUACGAACUACUUUGCACCAAAGAAAAAUGUACAGAUGGAAAUCUAUGAAUUUCGUUCAUAUGAACAAACGAACAGUCAGACAUUAGAUGAGUACGUAACAGAACUCAGAACUUUGGCAAAGAACUUUGAGUUUAUAGAUUGUGAUGCUGAAAUUUUACAGCAGUUAAUACAGCACUGUAAAUCUAAUAGACUAAGAAGGGCACUGCGUGAACCAGAUAAAACUCUAGCAGAAAUACUCGCUCUUGGUCGUUCACUUGAAUUGUCCGAGGAACAAGCCCAGGUGAUGGAGAAGGAGAGGGAGUCUGUCAAUGCUAUUAAUCGAGGACGAAGCAAGCCCAGUCGAGGAAAAGGUAAACAAAGACCCCAGAAAAGCUUCAGUGAAAGUAAUCAUUCAUGGCACACUAACAGAUCAAGUCAGAAGUGUCGCAACUGUGGAGGUGAAUAUCCUCAUAGAAACAGCUGUCCUGCAAAAGGAAAACUGUGUAACUAUUGCAAGAAACCAAAUCAUUUCAUGAAAGUAUGCAUGAAAAAGCGUCGUAAUCAAAAUGUAAAUGAAAUUCAUGAAGGGGCAGUUGGGGGACAGUCAGAUUCUGAUGAAGAAGAAUAUUGUUAUGGAUAA